This is a messenger RNA of Vicia villosa (hairy vetch), 828 nucleotides long. RefSeq lists its product as uncharacterized. Gene Ontology annotation, molecular function: aspartic-type endopeptidase activity. Gene Ontology annotation, biological process: proteolysis. The record is from RefSeq and is a predicted model, not a curated record. NCBI's taxonomy places the organism in Eukaryota, Viridiplantae, Streptophyta, Magnoliopsida, Fabales, Fabaceae. The coding region runs from base 1 to 828 and encodes 275 amino acids. The transcript has 3 exons.
AUGGGUGCAUCCAUCAAAAAUCUUGAGGUUCAGAUGAGUCAGAUAGCACAACAACUCGCCAAUGCUCAACCACAAGGUGCCUUACCUAGUGGAACUAUUACAAACCCAAGGGAGCAUCAGAAUGUGAAUGUCAUCUCAACAAGAAGUUUGAGGAGAUCAAAACCAGAAGAAAAAAAUGAAACCGAGUAUGAUGAUAUCAUCGAAGUAGAUCUUGAAGUGCGUGAAAAUAAGAAAGUGCUAGAGGAGGUGAUACAACCUGUGAAGCCAACUGAAGAGAAAAGAGAAAAAGAGCUGACACCAUUGAUUAAGUUGUCGUAUCCUUCUCGAGUAGCAAAGAAGGACCAAAAAGAGCAAGACUUUGAGAAUUUUGCCACAUACUUCAAAAAGUUAGAGAGCAAUAUUCCAUUCUUUGAUGCACUCGAGAAAAUGCCAAUGUACAGGAAGUUCAUGAAGGAAGUGAUAUCUAAAAAGAAACCAACAAGGGGUGAAGGGGUAGUUAAGAAGGAGAAAUGUUGUGCAAUCUCACCAGAGAAGAGAAUACCAAUCAAGCAAAAAGAUCCUGGAUCAGCUGCAAUACCGUGCACGAUAAAAAACAGAACUUUCAUGAAGGUUCUAAUUGAUUCGGGUGCUAGUGUGAGCUUAAUGCCGUUAUCUACCUUCAAAAAGCUCGGUAUUGAAAAGUGUUUUAGAGUCAAAUUGACCGUCGAUUCGCAGCUACUGGUGGCCGGAGCAAUCUCCACCAUUGUUAGGGCAAGAGUUCUCUCUUCCUUCGUGUUCAUGCUUGAAGGUACAAACAGUGUGUCUCUUGCGAAACGAGAACCGAGUUGA